This is a messenger RNA of Striga hermonthica, 888 nucleotides long. Lineage: Eukaryota; Viridiplantae; Streptophyta; Magnoliopsida; Lamiales; Orobanchaceae. The record is from the annotation of a GenBank genome assembly.
AUGGCUAACCCGGUUUUACAGAUGAGCCCUCAGAUGGAACAGAUCCAUGGCGAAAUUCGCGAUACAAUUCGUGCCCUUGGAAAUGGCUUCCAAAAGCUGGACAAAAUUAAAGACUCGAAUAGACAAAGUAAACAGCUUGAGGAGCUUACGGGGAAGAUGCGAGAGUGUAAAAGAUUGAUUAAAGAAUUUGACCGUGAAAUCAAAGACGAGGAAAGUAGAAAUCCUCCUGAGGUGACCAAACAGCUUAAUGAUGAGAAACAAUCCAUGAUAAAAGAGUUAAAUUCAUAUGUAGCUUUGAGAAAGACGUACAUGAGCACUCUUGGGGGUAAAAGAGUUGAACUUUUGGAUAUGGGAACAGGUCCAAGUGAGCCAACAGCUGAUGAGAAUGUUCAAGUGGCAUCAGAAAUGUCAAAUCAGGAGCUUAUCAAUGCUGGAACUAAGACGAUGGAUGAAACUGACCAAGCCAUUGAACGCUCCAAACAGGUUGUUCACCAAACUAUUGAAGUGGGAACACAAACUGCAACUACUUUGAAGGGCCAAACUGAACAAAUGGGCCGCGUAGUAAAUGAACUGGACACUAUCCAGUUUUCCAUAAAAAAAGCAUCUCAGCUCGUAAAGGAGAUUGGUAGACAGGUGGCUACUGAUAAAUGCAUCAUGCUUUUUCUCUUUCUGAUUGUGUGCGGAGUUAUUGCCAUUAUUGUCGUGAAGAUCGUGAAUCCCAAUAAUCGAGACAUUCGGGAUAUUCCUGGACUAGCUCCGCCGGCUCCUACGACAAGGAGAUUGUUGUUUUCCUCCUCGUCAGAGACGACCUCACGACCUACCUCGUCGGAGAUCGUCCGGCUACUACUUUCUGUCGCUCGUUCCGCCAUUCUUCCCGACGAUCGAUAA